GGUCAGCCAUUUAUCCAACCAUCUGCAGUGUAUGUUCGGUCCUUCCCAACAAACAUUUGUCCGUCUCUUCUCCUCGACUCCCUCGACUUUCUCGACUCACACUAUACGCACCCUCCGUCCUCUGUCCCGCCGAUACCAAUUCACCCGCAACAUGGCCGCUACUGUCCAAACCCCCGAUGCAGUGGCUGCUGCUGCCGUCGACUUGAUCGAGCAGGCCAAGCGCAAGGCCGCCUACCGCGCCGUCGCAGACCACUUCAACCCCGAGAUGCAGUUCGUCGGAAUUGGUUCCGGAAGCACAAUUAUUUACGGCGUUGAGGCUAUCAAGGACUGCUUGGCCAAGAACCCUCCCAAGGGUGGCCGCUACAUCUUCUUCGUCCCUACCGGUUUCCAAUCGAGAAAGGUCAUUGAGCAGGCUGGCCUGAUGCCUAUGGCUUUCGACAGUUUGCCCGAGAACGUCAUGCUGGAUGUUGCCUUUGAUGGUGCCGACGAGGUCGACGACGACUUGAACUGCAUCAAGGGUGGUGGUGCUUGUCUGUUCCAGGAGAAGCUGGUCGCAACCCGCGCAAAGAAGUUUGUCUGCAUUGCUGACUACCGCAAAAACCAGACCCGUCUGAUCAGCAAGUGGCCUUCAAUACCUAUUGAGGUCGCUCCCAUUGCCCAUGCUACCGUCAUGCGCCAGCUCAAGCUUAUCGGCUCUGUUGACCCUGUUCUUCGCGAGCACACUCUUGCAAAGACUGGUCCCGUCCAGACAGACCAAGGUUUCUACAUCAUUGACGCCCCUUUCAAGCCCCUUCUUAUCCAGGAAGAUGUAAAGAACGGCAAGGAUGGCUCCGGCAAAGACGGCCAAUGGGAGGUCACUGCUCUGGCUCACAAGAUCAAGUCCAUCUCUGGUGUCCUCGAGGUCGGUCUCUUCUACGGUCCCAACGGCUACGAGGUCCAGGCUGCUGGCGGCCAGGGCGGUCAGAAGCCUGUUGCUGCCUACUUCGGUAACGAGGAUGGCACUGUUGGUGUCAAGGAGGCACAACCUCCUAAAUAAGGUGCUGCUGCUUUCUCUUUCUUUACGUGCCCUUUCAAGUCACUCGUGCCAUCUUGUCACUAUGUUCAUGCCAAAAGAUACCAAAGUACAUCCUAUAUCCAUAACUUGGAUAUUUUCACCUCCUUGCCUUGCC
Aureobasidium pullulans EXF-150 is the source of this 1169-nucleotide messenger RNA. RefSeq names its product ribose 5-phosphate isomerase A. Gene Ontology annotation, molecular function: ribose-5-phosphate isomerase activity. Gene Ontology annotation, cellular component: intracellular membrane-bounded organelle. Bases 152 to 1036 code for a protein of 294 amino acids. NCBI's taxonomy places the organism in Eukaryota, Fungi, Ascomycota, Dothideomycetes, Dothideales, Saccotheciaceae. Gene Ontology annotation, biological process: D-ribose metabolic process; pentose-phosphate shunt, non-oxidative branch. The transcript is spliced from 3 exons. The record is from RefSeq and is a predicted model, not a curated record.